Messenger RNA from Cooperia oncophora, 1452 nucleotides. Lineage: Eukaryota; Metazoa; Nematoda; Chromadorea; Rhabditida; Trichostrongylidae. The record is from the annotation of a GenBank genome assembly.
AUGACCCCGAAACUGACUCAUUCUACGUGCCCUGGUGAGAUUGGCUCGAAUAUUGUAAACUUAUAUGUCAACAAAUAUGCUGAGACGGAAAUGUUUGUAGCAGCGAUGAGUGGCAACAAUCCAGACAACAUUCUUGUGAAGCACCUAGUCGGAAUCUGUAUCUACAAAGAGCCAUUACAACUUAUCAUGGAUACUGUAGACAGCAUCGUGUCCCAGCCAGACGCGAAGUCGAAAAUCACCUGCGUCGUCGGCAUGGAGGGCGGCACUCCUGAUAAGGAAGAGUAUAUACUUCUGACAGUCGCCCGUAUUUACUGGGAAGUACUUCAGAAAAAGCGGCUGCUGCAUGAGAAGUACGAGUCCCGAUUCGAUCGUUUUAUCGUAACUUUCCAUCCUAAAGGACUUCCUGGCGAUAUUCCUGGCAAAUGCUCAAAUUUCAACUACUCAUGUCGGCAAGCUAUCAAACAACUGCGGCUAGAUAAAAAUUAUCCCCUGGAUAAGUCAGAACGCAAAGUCGAAUUGUUGGUGACAACCGGUGACUGUGACUCAAUUUUCGGAGAACGAUACUUUGACGCUUUGGAAGAGGAUUACUUGAAACUCAGUGAAGAGAAUCGGCAGUGUACUGUAUGGCAGUCACCACUGUUCUACUGCAUCAAUCUUCACAAGUCACCAUUUUUCGUGAGGGUCACUGGGUUACUAAGGGCUUUCUUUAUGAUGGGAUAUCUGAUACCAUGGAAUAUAAACACGAUGAGUAUUUUCUCGCUAACUCUUAAACUUCUGGAAGAUGGCGAAUACACUCAUCCAGGAUAUCAGAUGGAUGACAUCAUCGCUUUAAUCCGAUGGUCAUUAUCAGUAAGAAGGAAAUGCGUCAUCCGAGCGAUUCCAGUGGCAACCCUCAGCGGACCGACAAGUGGUAAAAACUACAUCGACGAAUGGUACGAAUGGGCACGUCAGGUGUUUCACUAUUUCGUCAUCAAAUUUUUCCAACUUCCUGCGAUGGUUUCGUUUUCAUUUGCCGCUAAAUUUGUCUUCUAUUACGGAUUUCUUCUUUGUAUUGCGUCCGUGUACACAAUAGUAGCACCUUUAGUGACGCCUGCGAUGCUUUCGGCUGUUAACCAUGGAGUUUGGGGACUGGUCAUACCCUCACAGGAUGUGUUCACAUGGAUUAUGCUCGGAUUUCUUGGAUUACAGUAUUUCUGGUUUUUCUGUGUAUUUCUUGUCAGCUACUUAUGCCAACCUGUAUUUCCGAAUGGAGCCAAAGACAAAACGGGGAUUAUUCGUAACGUUUUUCAUCUUAUAAUGACAUGGCCAACUAUUACCAUGUAUUGCAUUGUGGAGUUGGUGGCUUUUCUAGAGGUGACGGUACGAGGAAAAUCUGUCUGCUCUCACAACGCCUCUAAAAAGGAUAACUUGGUCGCACCAGUCACGACAAUACCGGAUAGGAUGGAAGUCUAG